AUGGCGCUGGGCAUACUGGAAGACAGCAAACUCGGCCAUGUCCCUGGGACGACCUACGUGCUCGACGACGAUGGCAGCUCUAUCGAGACGCCUGUUCCUGAAGAAUCGCAUCUCAAGUACGACAAGACCGGGCCUGUUCCUGUCAUCCUCGUCCCCCAGCCCAGCGACGACCCGAACGACCCUCUGAACUGGCCGCUAUGGAAACGCGAUAUGAUCCUGCUCAUCCUCUCGUUUACGUCCGUCAUCUGCGCCACGACGUCACCCAUCCUGGCCGCAAACACCAUCACCAUCGCGCGCACAUUCACCAUCGACUUCACCCAGGCCGCCCUGCUGACGGGAUACCAUCUCUGCGGCGUCGGUGUGGCCGGCAUCGUCAUCGUGCCCACUGCCAGAGUAUGGGGGAAACGACAUCUCUUCCUGCUCGGCAACCUCAUCAUCGUCGUUAGCUGUGUCUGGGCCGGUGCCAGCGGUACAAACCACGCCAGCUUGAUAUGGGCCAGAGUCUUCCAGGGCGUUGGCCUUGCUCCUUUUGAGGCCCUGGUUAACGCCGUCGUUGGCGACCUCUUCUUCGUUCACGAGCGCGGGAAACGCAUGGCCCUGUCCAACGUUGCGCUGUUCGGAGGCGCAUUCCUCACGCCCGUCAUAGCAGGAAAGAUGACACACACGCUUGGCUGGGAGUGGACGUUCUACUUCAUCGCCAUCUUCGCCGGUCUCUGUCUGCCGCUCGUCUUCUUCUUCGUGCCCGAAACGGCCUACAGGCGCGCCGAACAUCUCAACACCGACUUUUCAGGAGACGCCGAUCGACGGGCGGCGAGAGUGGAAGCGCACACUGAGAUCGAGAAGGAGGUACAGUCCGGCGCAAAUGCUGGACCGAGUUCGAGUGCUGCAGAGGCCAACGGUGGUGCGAACGCUGCGCCCGCUGAAGUGCCGAGAAAGGCAACAUUCGUCGAAUCCCUCGCCCUCUUCAACGGCCGCAAGACGGACGAGAACUUCUUCAAGCUGCUGCUCAGGCCCUUCCCGCUCUUCUUCCACCCUGGUAUCGCAUGGGCAUGCCUGAUUCAAGGCGUCAUCAUCGGCUGGACAGUCUUCAUCGGUGUCCUCCUCGCAGCCCUCUUCCUCGGCCCGCCCCUCUGGUUCUCAGAAGUAGAGACGGGAUACCUCUACACAGGCGCCUUCAUCGGCUCUGUGGUAGGCCUGUUCAUGUCCGGCCUGUUCUCGGAUUGGUCUGCCAACAUGCUCAUUCGCGCCAACAGAGGCAAAUAUGAGCCUGAGUUCCGUAUCUGGCUUGUUCUGCCGCAGUUGAUAUUCAGUGGUAUCGGGCUGUUCGGGUUCGGGUUUGCGGCCGGCGACGUCCCGAGAUACGGAUGGAUUAUCCCGGAUGUCUUCUUCAUGUUUGUUCUUAUCGGUAUGGUCAUGGGCGCUGUGGCGAGUGCCCUGUACAUCGUCGAUGCUCACCGUGAAAUCGCCAUCGAGGCAUUCACGUGUCUGCUCGUGUUCAAGAACAUGUUCAGUUUUCUGCUUACUUACUUCGCCUAUAACUGGGUGGUGCUAGGUGGCCCGAAGAAGGUAUUCCUUAUCAUCGGCGGCGUCGAGGUCGCCGUCUGCCUUCUCAGUAUACCCAUGUAUAUUUUCGGCAAACGCAACCGCUCCUUCUUCCAUCGUCAUGAUAUUCUCAAGAUGCUGAAUCUGCGGUAA
This is a messenger RNA of Arthroderma uncinatum, 1695 nucleotides long. RefSeq lists its product as uncharacterized. Gene Ontology annotation, biological process: transmembrane transport. Gene Ontology annotation, molecular function: transmembrane transporter activity. Lineage: Eukaryota; Fungi; Ascomycota; Eurotiomycetes; Onygenales; Arthrodermataceae. Bases 1 to 1695 code for a protein of 564 amino acids. The transcript is spliced from 7 exons. The record is from RefSeq and is a predicted model, not a curated record.